AUGGUCGCUCAAGAACGGUCCCCUGAACGGUUGGGGGACUAUGCCUCUGUUGCAAAAGAAGAAAAUGAGAACGGUGGCCAUCAAAAACUGUGGGCACCGUUCUUUCUUCGCCGUCCGAUCAUGAUUGUAUUUUUGUUCAGUUUCCUGUCACUCUUCGGCACGCUCAUUGCGCUUUAUGUGUACACCCAGCGCCAGGAUAGAAGUUUGGGAAUUGAGACUGAUGGUGAUCGAUACUAUUAUCUAUGGACAUAUGGGCCGACCGCAGUAUUCACGAUCCUCACAGCUGGCUGGAUGCAGGCUGAAUACCGCGCCGCACAGCUCAUGCCGUGGAUUUUGAUGCACCGGGGUCUAACACCAGCUUCGCAGAGUAUAUUCCUCGACUACAUGUCGAAAUGGAACGUUGUAUCGCUAUAUCAAUCCCUUAAGCAAAAGCACUUUCUGGUAUCUCUCUGUGUGGCAGGCUCGCUGCUUCUUAACGGCGUGACUGUGUUUUCAACGGGUCUCUUUGAACUCGACUCAGUGCCCAUCACUCGUCCCUCGAGCCUGACCGUCCCUAAAGCGUUUAGCGGGGCCAAUUAUACGGCGACUCAUUAUGACUCCCGGUCAUAUGCCGCCUGUUCUGCAUUCGCUGCCCGUAAUUUAACGCGUCCUUUCGGUCUCCACGAACCCUACAUCUACACGCCUUUCCAACCAGACAGCUCAUAUGCGACCGGAAACAAUACUAUCCCAAUAGGCCCGAAAUAUCAGGCGGAUAUAGAAGUCAUUGAGCCUUCCCUUGAUUGUCAGAACGGAACUGUGACUUGGGGGUCCGGGCUCAUACCGUCGCCAAACUGGAAUGGUACAGGCAGCCAAACAUACGUGGAAAGAAAUACCACAAUAUGGUCAGCCCCGGACGGAUGUACUUAUAAGAUUCCCGCCAGCAGCAUCGAAUCGAUACUGAACAAGGAGAAUAUCAGCAUUGAGAUGCAUCUAACCGCAUGUGGAGGUGAAAGUGCCAACGCCUACGCUGUCGGCAACAAUUUGCUUGUCGACUGGGCCAUUGAUUGGCGAGUUUGGGCGGCUGUCGUCAAUACGGUUGACGUUAAGCUCCCAAAAAAUCAAUCGCUGCAAUUGGCAUGGAAUGUCCCUCCUAUUCACCUGGUUGUCUGCAAGCCUAGAUAUAAUGCGUAUCGCGGUCCAGUCAGAAUCUGGCGUGAGCCUGGACAAAGUGCAAUAUCAGCAGAUAUCCAACCACAACACUUGAAGGCCACGAAGGGAAUCGCGAAUGUGUCACCAGCAAAGAUUUUACAUAGUAGCUUCCGCUCCUUGAGUCUUACCGAGGCCUAUGGAAGUGCUGUUAUUUCGAAGGAAGAAUUUCACUUUACUGGGCGCAAGGACACGCCACAAGAGGUGUAUUGGAAUGAUAUGCCGGCGUUUACGGAUGCCAUGCAAAACGAGUUCUCGUGUCUUAUGCGGCAGGUCAUGCAGUACGAGCUGCUUCAGUCUGACCCGCACAAUAUUGAGGGAACGGGGCAGUUUAUUGAGGAGCGCCUAUUUGUGCGUCAGCUGUCAUUCUGGCUGAUGGCAGCUCUACUAGUUUGUUUGAUUGCCAUUGUCACCACCCUCCUUUGCUUCUUUAUCCCGGUUGCUGUGUGCCCGCGUGACACGGGGUCUAUUGGGGGAAUGACGGCUGUCUUUGCCCAAAGCCCAGAGUUUAUGACCUCAUUCAAAGGAUCACAGCUCAAGACAGAAUCUCAAAUGGCAGAUACUAGGCUGGGCCAGAUACUUUAUACCUCAAGUCACACGGAGGAAGCGUUCAGGCUACUUCCACAGAAUGAAUCAACGGAUGAGCCGGCACCUGAAGGCGCCAAAUCCAGUGAACAUGAGACCUCUUCGCCAACAUGGUGGUAUCCAUUCUCAACCACAUGGCUCAUAAAGAUUUCCGUGUUUGCCCUUCCCAUCGCCGUGAUUAUAGGCCUCGAGGUUGUCUACCAUAUUUCCUCCAGUACACAUGGUAUCACCCUGGUCGAUGGAAAGUCACCUUAUAUUCACUAUAUUUGGACCUAUAUCCCAGCAUUGGUCAUGUUUAUCAUCCGCGUCGUGUUUGCAUCCGUUGAGUUUGGUGCACGAAUCGUCCAACCAUACGCUCUCCUCCGUGAAGGCUCUGCUCCACCACAAACAACCAUCUUCGAGAACCAGCUUCGCAAAAUCGCCCUCUACGGCGUAUUUGACAAUCUCCAAAAGAAACAAUGGGCCCUCGCAGCAGCCACAACGUCUCUCCUUCUUGCAGCAAUAAACCCAAUCGUGGUAUCCGGUCUUUAUACCGCCGAAGCCUCGUGGCCAACAUCCCCAAUGAAUAUCACGCAAACUACCCGCUGGAAUCUAGGAGACCCCACUCGUGGCGACGAGUUGAAAUAUAGUGACGUGGUGGACUUUAAUACAGACAAAACGGCCGGCCUCAUCAUCCAUCUCAAUCUAUCCGAGCCCCAAUGGACAUACAACAAUCUUGCCUUCCCGCAAUUCGCCCUCUUCGACACCACCAUCCCCCCAGGCGCAGGCUACAUCGACGCCCGCAUCCCCGCCCUUCGCAGUCAGCUCACUUGUGAAAAAACCUCAAUUAACUGUUCCACUGCAAGCACUGGAUACUUUUGCACCUCUGAUGACCCCUGCUAUGAGUAUAAGAGGGGGGAAACCCGUACUUACCUCGUCCCGGCCGAAAAUGCAACCUCAAACUGCUCCACUGACAACAUACUAUACGGUGUAUAUAACGACCAAGUUCUGUCGACCAAAUACUAUUUCCUGAACUGCAAUGCGACAAUAGAAGAAGUAGACGUCGACACAAGACUUCAGCUCCCUUCCUUCUCCAUCGACGCCGACAUCCACCCCCGGGUUGUCCCAAACUCAAAUAGAACAGUCUUCAACACGACAGUUGAUUCCUUUCCUCCACUAAGCACGAUCGAGAAUUACCUCUUCAAAACAAACCCUAACGUCAGAAACAUACUCCGCAGCGCUCUAACUGAUGGCGUCCACGGUGUCCCCGCCGAAGAACUCCUCGACCCGACUGUCCUAGCAGCGCGUCUCAAUACAGUCUGGGGCAUCAUCAUGGCGCAAUUAUUCAAUUCUAAUGGGCGGGAAUCCUUCGAUGACCCGCUGAACACUACGUGGUUCGUGGAGCCUGCUACGAGCCACGCGCCUAUUUACGAAGGCGUCUUCCAUGAUGGCCGGAAGUAUCUCGUGCAAAGUGAAAUCUCCACGCGCAUCUUGGAUGGCGUAUUGGCCGGGAUGGUAAUUUGUGCACUUUCUGUGCUUUGCAUGAUGCGGACAAAGGAGGUUCUGCCCAAGAGUCCGUGUAGUAUUGCUUCAGUUGCGAGUCUCGUUGCUGAGUCAAGGUUAUUGGAACUUUUGAGGGGUACGGAGUAUUCUGAUGCGGGUUUGAGAAAAAGGGGUUUGUUUGAGGGUGUGUUUUCAAUGGGGUGGUGGGAGGUUGAAAAAGAACCGAGUCAGUCUGAUGCUUCGGCUUCGAGUGGUUCGAGUGUAUCUAGUGUUGGGAUUGAAAUCCAAGAUGGAGGCCGUACCUCGGCAGUGGAGAGUGGUGAUGUUAACGAACGGGCAAUUGAUAGGCGGACCAGAUUUGGAAUUGAUAUCGAUGGGAAUACGCCCUUGUUACGUGAUGUUUCAUGA
Penicillium crustosum is the source of this 3660-nucleotide messenger RNA. RefSeq names its product DUF3433 domain-containing protein. Lineage: Eukaryota; Fungi; Ascomycota; Eurotiomycetes; Eurotiales; Aspergillaceae. The coding region runs from base 1 to 3660 and encodes 1219 amino acids. The record is from RefSeq and is a predicted model, not a curated record. The transcript is spliced from 3 exons.